AACAUUUCAGUUUUUGGUGAAAAUCAUGUCAUGUCAUAUGUCAUAACCGCCAAUGAGAAAGUGUACUCUGCACGGUGCUUUGUCGGUUGUCUUAUUAAUUCAAUGAAUUUUGCGAAAUAAGUAAUUAAUAAUUUACCUACAAACAAGUGUAUACAUAACAAUCUGACUAUGUUUCGUCUAUCCCGAGUUUUCUGCAAUGGAUCUAAUCUGACCAAUUACCUGAAGAAUUCCAGCCGAACAUUGUACACUUUAAAUUCGCUUGGACUCAAUAGUUACAUUGAAAAAAGGGAAAAAGUGAAACAAUUCUUUGUGAGAGAUGGUGACUCAUUUCGCGAGAAAAUGAAAGAGUUUGUGGCCAAUGAUGGAACAUCAAUGAUUUUUACUGAGGACCUUAAGAAUAUGUGUCAUUUGACUGGUCCCAAUGAAGAGGACGUACAGUUACUAGAAGGAAUGGUGCGAAAGUUUCACCAGCAAAACAAAGAGACUCGGUUUGGUAAUUUCAUCUUUGGACCAGUUAUUAUGAGAUGCUUACAUCACAUCAAUAAACCUGACGUAGCAUUAAAGUGGUUCAAAGAUCCGGAACUCGAUGGUUUCUUCGAUCAGCUGGUCACCUAUCAAAUUCUUUGCGACAUGUUGUAUGAACACGGCCGUUAUCAGGACGUUAUUGACGUCUAUGAAGCUAUACGAUCAAAACAAAUCCAAGGCGGAACGAAUCCAAGAUACGUUGUGACGUUGGUCUUUGCAGCUUGUUACAAAGAGAACACUCCCGAAUCAUUCAAAUACGCUUCGAACCUAUUCAUGGAAUUGAGCAACAUUGGCCACAUCCCAAUACGACGAGCUAUUACAUUUGCCGCUGCGUUGGCCUUAAAACAAAACGCUCCCCAUGUUGCGUUGGAAAUUAUCGGAACGGUUCGCCAACAAAACUAUGUUACGGUACGAAACAUUAAAGCAGAAGCAUUUUCAAAUCUUGGUCGAGCGGACGAUGCGGUGGCAAUUUUAAGGGGAGUGUUGCAACUUCAGGAUACACCGAACAGACAUUCGUUUACAAAAGAUGCGAUUAAUACUGUGAAAGAAGCUGUCAACAAAACUGCUGACAAUGAAUUGAUCCAGAACUUUGAUAGACUUGAAAAAUAUCUAAUCGAAAAUGGUCAAGUAGACGACAAGACAUUAGAAGAUAUCAUAACAGCUGAAAUCGAAACAAAGUCGACUGAAAACAGUUGGGAUAAGAAUUCUUUGGCUGCAAGCUAUAACAACAAUAACCGGGACAAUAGACGGGAUAACAGAAGUCAGAUUUAUAGAUUUCAGAGGGCUGAAUACGGUGGAAGAGGUGCCAGAACUGGUUUAACAGAUAUGGAUUGAUUGUACAAUUAGUUUCUAUUGAUUAGAAGUAAAAACUUACGGAAAAUUAA
This is a messenger RNA of Bradysia coprophila, 1409 nucleotides long. Its product is annotated as pentatricopeptide repeat-containing protein 2, mitochondrial-like. NCBI's taxonomy places the organism in Eukaryota, Metazoa, Arthropoda, Insecta, Diptera, Sciaridae. Gene Ontology annotation, cellular component: mitochondrion. The record is from RefSeq and is a predicted model, not a curated record. Gene Ontology annotation, biological process: multicellular organism development; mitochondrion organization; regulation of mRNA processing. Gene Ontology annotation, molecular function: RNA binding.